This is a messenger RNA of Morone saxatilis (striped sea-bass), 3962 nucleotides long. RefSeq names its product transmembrane protein 184B-like. NCBI's taxonomy places the organism in Eukaryota, Metazoa, Chordata, Actinopteri, Moronidae. Bases 136 to 1416 code for a protein of 426 amino acids. Gene Ontology annotation, biological process: transport. The record is from RefSeq and is a predicted model, not a curated record. The transcript is spliced from 11 exons. Gene Ontology annotation, molecular function: transporter activity.
GGAUGGUGAUGUGGAUGAAAUAACGGUGUCCAGUUCAUCAGCCGUCGAUGGGAAAUGGUUUGCAAUCGACUUGAGAUGAUGAGCUAAAUUGAUGCUUUGAUUGAAACCAGCGCCGAUCAGACAACCGCAGAGGAGAUGAGUCAGCUUUGGCAGCGAGACAUAACCCUGUCAGAGAGGUUGGGUAAUGACUCUCCUGUCGGCAUUGCCCCUGGGCCCCCAGCCACUGUGGCCCCACAAGGAUCCAACUCCUCCUGGAUGCCAGAAGCACCAGUGGUCACACCAGAAGAGCCCUUCUUCCUCAUGACCUCGACUGCCCAAACAAUAUCGGGGUUUUUUGUUUGGACAGCUCUUCUGAUCACGUGUCACCAGAUAUACAUGCACCUACGUUACUACAGCUCUCCAAACGAGCAGAGGCACAUAGUAAGGAUCCUCUUCAUAGUCCCCAUCUAUGCCUUCGACUCCUGGCUGAGCCUUCUUUUCUUCACCAAUGAGGAGUACUAUGUGUACUUUGACACGGUCCGAGACUGCUACGAAGCCUUUGUCAUCUACAACUUCCUGAGUCUGUGUUAUGAAUAUCUGGGAGGAGAGAGCGCCAUCAUGGCUGAGAUCAGAGGGAAACCCAUUGAGUCAAGCUGUAUGUAUGGAACCUGCUGUCUGUGGGGCAAGACGUACUCCAUUGGUUUCCUCAGGUUUUGCAAACAGGCAACUCUCCAGUUCUGUGUGGUGAAACCCCUGAUGGCAGUGAUCACUGUCCUUCUUCAGGCCUUUGGGAAAUACAAAGAUGGAGACUUUAAUGUGGCUAGUGGUUACCUGUACGUGACCAUUAUCUACAACAUCUCAGUCAGUCUGUCACUCUACGCCCUCUUCCUCUUCUACUUUGCCACGCGUGAACUGCUUGUCCCGUACAACCCUGUGCUUAAGUUCUUCAUGGUCAAGUCAGUCAUCUUUCUCUCCUUCUGGCAAGGGAUGCUGCUGGCCAUUCUGGAGAAGUGCGGAGCCAUCCCUCAGAUCAGCUCGGCCGACUUCUCUGUGGGCGAGGGAACGGUUGCCGCUGGUUACCAAAACUUCAUCAUCUGCAUUGAGAUGUUCUUUGCUGCUGUUGCUUUGCGCCAUGCCUUUACUUAUAAGGUCUACAUGGAUAAGAGACUGGACUCAUAUGGCUCAUUUCCUAUCUAUGGACAGUACGGUCGCUGUGCCCCAAUGAAGAGCAUCUCCAGCAGCCUCAAGGAGACCAUGAAUCCAGGGGACAUGGUCCAGGACGCCAUCCAUAACUUCUCCCCAGCUUAUCAGCAGUACACCCAGCAGUCCACACUUGAGAGAGGUGGGGGGCCACCCCUCUCACGCAGCCACAGUAACCUCAGCACCCGCGGGGACAACGAAAAGACCCUGCUCCUCAGCUCCGACGACGAGUUCUGAGACUCAAACGCUCACUCAGAGGCUCACUUUACUCUUGUAGCCCAUAUUGAUUUUUUUUUAUCAGCUAUGUGAGACAGAUCAGAUCCAUUGUUGCUACCUUAACAAGGAAGAUCAGAUUCUGUUUUCUUUCCUUCUUUUUUUUCCACAUUUAGACAACAGUGAAAACAUAAGAUUCAUGUCAGACAUACGAAACAGACUGUCGGAAGGGCUUGAGUGUAUUAUAAGGAAGAAGAGGCGGAAUAAUGGUACCGUAGGAGAAGAGGGAGCAUGAAGAGGGUAGAAAAGUUAUCACAAAUAUAGUUGGGGAGAGGAGAAAUUGAGAUUUUUAGGUUUAUUUAGUUGUCAUUUGUGUUGAUGUAAUAAAGGCCAAUACUGACAGAAAUACCAUAUCUACAUCCAUUUAAUAUGGAUUGGUUCAGACACCUGUGCCUGCAUAUAGCGUCCUUAUGCUGCACCACAUCGAAAACGAUGACAGAUAUCAGGUUUGUGCUAGAGCAAGUAAGUGCCAUCUUCAUCUAAAACACAUGGCCUCUUUCAUCUUUUCGUUUUUUUUGUACAGAUUCUCGAUCCACACUCCCCCUCACCCCUCUGCCAACUCUGCCUAGUACCGAAACAUUGCCAAAUAGAGGGAGCAGUACCCUGUGCUCCAGCUAAUGAGACACUGUCUCAAGACGUAGAAAUGAUUUAUAGUCAAACUAAACUAAGGAGCCUUCGAAUUCCAGGGCUUUAAUAUAUAAGAAUUGAAUCACAAAUAUUUUUUUAUUUAAAUCUUUUAUGACCUUGAAGGUGUAACUCAUUGAAAGACUAGUUUGUUGGAAAUUUGUCAUUCCAGAAAUGUUGAAUUAAUAUGCUGAAUAUUCUGUGUUUGUUUGCAUUUUGUUGUGGGUUCAUAUGAACAAGUGACUCAAAAGAUUAAUUGUACAACUCCAGCUGUUGGCCUGACUUGGGCUCCUCGCACAGAGGGAACAGCUGCAGGAGAGAUUUCAGUGUGGGGCAGAGAGACCGACGGAAGGACAACACCCACACAGAUUACAGAUUACUGAAGAAGCAACACUUCCCUGCAGUGCCGGCCCAGCUGUGAUGUGCUAUGGAUUGUAAUCCCAUAAUUAAGGGCAUUACAUGUAGCACAGAUCAGGCCUGCCUCUGCUGGUAUCGUUUAUAAUGGCCUCACUGCUAUAGUAGCAGUGAGAGUGAGGACAUUGAUCAUUACAGACAGAUAAGGCCAUGCAGAGAUCUGUCAGUGCAAACAAGGCUUUUAAUCCAACUGGACUCACAUCCAGAAAAAAAAUAUAUGGGCAUUAAAAGUUGCGAGAUAAUAGAAUAUUCAGGUAGUGUUAGAAAAUAUACAUGUACUUAUGAUUAAUACAUGUACGGGGCACACUAUGCUAGAAGACAGUGAUGCAUGGUAGAAAAAAAACUAAAGUGAGUCAAAACCUUUAGACCUGCCUGUCCUCCUCUAGGUCUUAUUAUCUUUUGGAAAAAGAUAAUAGUAUAAUAGUUUGAGUUUAUUGUUCACACGCGACCAACUACUGUUUAAUAUGCGUUUUAGCAGAGGCCAGUAUAGAAGUCACUUGUGUGUGAUUCUAAAUAUUUGAUGGAGGAGCACGACAUCAGGUAUACAACCUGAGUGGAUCCUUUCCAUAGGCGACGCUGCUGCCUAUAAAUGUGCAAUUCAUCGUUUUUUUUUCCUCUUGUCAUGUCGAGUGCAGAGUCCAAACUGAUUUUACACAUUGACUCAAGCCCAUUGACUGCAGGUUAACAAACAAUACAGUCCUUGUGAGUAAUGAAUGUAGUCAGGAUGAAGAAAACAGCCAAAUUGAUGUGCAUCCUCAGAAGAGUACAAUCGACUUCCUGAUGAGAAAUCUGUAUUCAGUUAGCAGAAUAAUUGAAGUGUUUGUUAAACUGUUGGUUUUCAGCUGUGACUGCUAACACAUAUAAAUAUAUAUAAUUUAAGUAAUUUCCCCACGGGGAUUAUUAAAGUAUUUCUGAUUCUGAUUCUGAUUCAUAUCACUACCAACCAUCUCCUACACAAAAUAAUUAACAGUUAAUAUGACUUGUGUAUCCAUCUUUCCACCGAACCUGUAGAGCUUCAGUUGAAGGCAAGGUCGAGUGAAUUUGUUCUAUUAAUGUAACAUUGACUUAAUGGUAUUGAAAAAGUGAAAUUCACUGCCUUAUACUUUGCCCCAGUGUAACAGCAUAUCAGACUCUUUUUUGAUUCAAAAUAGUGUCUGAUUAUUUGUUUUGAUACUAUGUGAUUUAAAAUCUGGAUGUUAAUCACAAAGCUGAAUAUAUUAAACAAGGAAAUAUUGUACCAGAAAGGCAAGAACAUUGUAUAUAGAGUUAAACUAAGCACUGCGAAACAUUUAUGAUGAUGACUUGGUAUUGCUUGGUAUAGUGCUUUAGUUUAAUAUUUUAAUUUUCAUAUAUUCUCUGGUUUUAUUUCUGUUGUAUACUUUAAUUUGUAUAUUGGUAAUAUUAUCUCAUGUUUUUAUGCUAUGUUGGUUUCUAUUGGUGGUGAAAAGGAAAUAAAAGACAGAUGCAAACGA